Messenger RNA from Prorocentrum cordatum, 1354 nucleotides. Lineage: Eukaryota; Dinophyceae; Prorocentrales; Prorocentraceae. The record is from the annotation of a GenBank genome assembly.
GCCAAACUUACGAUGUUGAGUUGGUGGAGGCGUCUCGUGCAUGUUUUGCGGAGCCUGGUGCGAUCACUUCGGGUGCCAGAAGCAUAGACGCGUGCCUCUGUGCAUGAGUGCGCGCGCGUGUGAGCUGUCGUGCCUGUGGGCGCACGUUUUGGGUAGAAAUGCAAAGAGGACUCGCUGCCAUCGCCCCAAUUGGUGCCAACUCCGGAUCACGCUGUGCGUUGCCUUGGGUUUCGCUGUAGCUACUCGGACCCAAGAUACUGUACAGACCUUCGUAUCUCCUUCACGUUCAGAGUGCAUUUGCGCAGCGAUGGCCGGUGGUGCUGCUGCGUUGGUCAUCCUCCUGGGCCUCGGGCUGGCCUCCGGGCUUCAGGUGCUGGACUCGGAGGACCCCGAGGGGAGCCCGUCUGCGUUCGAGGCCAAGGUGGAGGACCCGAAGCUCUGGACGGCCACGGGGCCCGCCGCGGGCGACCCGAAGCUUCAGGGCCUCUACGGCAAGCGCUUCCAGAUCCACCGCCCAGGCGACUUCAGCCUCCUGAGUGUGCCCAACGCCAAGAAGAAGCACGGCAACCUGUUGGAGAUUGGGGCCGAGGUGAAGGAGAUGGAGAUCGGGGACCCGUGCCUGCUGUUCAUCAAGAAGAUCACGGUUUCGGGCUCGUGGCUGGGCGGGGAGACUUUGAAGGUGCACGCGCCGGGGGUCGGCGCCGACUUCGCCCUGAGGGUGGACGCGAAGAAGCACGAGGGCGCCUGGAGGCCGUUCAAGAACAUGACCGGUUGGGAGGAGGUCCUCCACAAGGACGAGGGCAGCGGCAUGAUCACCAGCGUCAAGGGCGUGAUCGGCAGGCGCGAGGGCCAUGCCGAGGACAUCAAGGGCCCGUUCGAGCACCGCUUCCUGAUCCGCGUGGCCAAGGAGAGCCAGAAGGACAAGAGGUUCACCAUCGACGUCUCGCUGCCCAAGCCUGGGCGCCAGUUCCUGUGCGUCAAGGUGGAGCACGCGAAGGGCCUCGGGAGUGAGUUCAACAAGAACAUCGAGGGUCUCCUCGGCCUCGAGAGCCGCGCCCUCGAGCACCCCGCCCUCGCUGUGCGCGACGAGUGCAAGGACUCGGCCACGCCGACCAAGGCCACCGAGCUGCUGGCCCUGUCCGGCGGCCUCUCCCGCGCCUCCGCGCACUGGGAGUGAGCGCGGCCGAGGGAGCAGUCGGGGGUGGUCCUUGCCAGUGCGUCCAUUUUUGGUGGUAAAAGCUAAUGUGCGGACCUUGCCGCGGCGCCUCGGCCCAGCGCGUGGGUUGGGCUUUGUGGUUGCUUCAGUCCAGCGUCUGUCCUGUUCGCAUUCUCUCAGCAACCUUGCGCGUGUGCA